UUGAAUUUCGAACGAAUAAUAAAUUUCGUAUGGGAAACGAAUGUGUUAUUAAUUUUAUUGUUUACUUAUUAUUAUUUCAGGUGUUAGUGGCGGUCGUACUUUGUACGACGGCGACAUUAGCUGCUCCUCAACGACCUCCCUCCAGUGGCGCUGACAAAGAUGCUGUGAUCACAUCUCAGCAGCUCGAAGUCAACUUUGACGGCAAUUAUGUCAAUAACUUCGAGACAAGCAACGGAAUCAGUCACCAAGAAUCGGGACAGCCUAAACAAGUAGAUAACGAGACACCGGUUGUCUCGCAGGGCUCUGAUUCUUACACGGCGCCGGAUGGCCAGCAAGUCAGUAUCACAUACGUAGCAGACGAGAAUGGAUUCCAAGUGCAAGGCUCUCACAUCCCCACGGCACCACCGAUACCGCCAGAAAUUCAAAGGGCGCUCGAGUGGAACGCGGCUCAUCCAGAAGAGGAUGACGGCGGUCAACCACGACCACCUGGCCGAGGUUAAUCAGCCCAACUAUACCUCAAACGUGACCUGAUUUCGAGCCAGCUUGCCAUGGACAGAACCGACCCUGAGCCUCCGAUGCGAUCAUAAAAAUAAAUAUAGUGUGGUUUAUUAAUCUAGGAUUACACAUAACAGAAAAAAAUGGCGCGAGCCAGCCGAUAUAUAAUAAUACUUCGAGAUUCUUUAUCUUACCUGUAUAGAUGAAAGUAAUGCGCACUGUUCAACAGUUUACGACAGGAUCGUGCCGAUGCGCGCACGCUGCUUUCACAUACAUAAAACGCGAAAAAUGGAUGACGCUGUCGCAGCUGCAAGGACGUGUAUCGAGCGUCGAUAGUAUAUAUUAUACGUAUACUUUAACUUGUGAUUUUUGUAUAUAAAUAAAAACAUUUUGCCGAAGAA
Molecule: messenger RNA, 896 nt
Organism: Frieseomelitta varia
Lineage: Eukaryota; Metazoa; Arthropoda; Insecta; Hymenoptera; Apidae
Gene: CPR14
Product: endocuticle structural glycoprotein SgAbd-1-like
Exons: 3
Coding region: 30-500 (156 amino acids)
Cellular component (GO): chitin-based extracellular matrix
Molecular function (GO): structural constituent of chitin-based larval cuticle
Source: RefSeq, a predicted model, not a curated record